AUGGCGAAGAGUGUAAGAGUAGGGAAUGAUACUUCCAGUGUUUAUGACAAUUUCUGUUAUGUAAAUGAACGUCCAGUUGAUGAUAUAUCACUAGAAUUUUUUUAUAAACCUCAUACAAUAACUCUUUUAACAGUAGCUGUGGGAGCCGUGCUGUAUUCAGUCUUCACUCGAAAUGAUGAUAAUAUACAGAACAAUCUAUGGGAUGGUGUGCGAUGUGUGUGUUUCUUCUUCUUGAUAAUUAGUGUAUUAGCAUUUCCUAAUGGACCAUUCAUCAGACCCCAUCCUGCAAUAUGGAGAUUAGUUUUUGGUUUGAGUGUAAUAUAUCUGCUGGGUCUCCUUUUUAUCUUAUUUCAGAGUUAUGAUACUGUUAAAGGCAUCAUGUACUGGUUUUAUCCUGAUCUUGUUGAUUUUAGAAUUGAUACUGAGAAGGAGUAUGGUGUAAAUUGUUCUGAUGUUACUAUAGAGAGAGUUUGGAGUCAUGUUGACGUUUUUGCAUUUGGACAUUUUUUUGGAUGGGCAAUGAAAGCUAUGUUGGUUAGACAUUAUGGUAUUUGUUGGACUAUAAGUGUUACUUGGGAAAUAACAGAAGUGGCUUUUGCUCAUCUGCUUCCCAAUUUUGUGGAAUGUUGGUGGGAUGCAUUAAUUCUGGAUAUACUGUUGUGCAACGGUACUGGAAUUUAUUUGGGCAUGGUUUUAUGCCGCAAAUUGGAGAAUGAAACAUAUGAAUGGGAAAGUAUCAAGUCCAUUCCAAGCACCAAAGGAAAAAUUCGUAGAGCUGUAUUACAGUUUACACCUGCUAGUUGGACUCAUGUUCGGUGGCUUGAUCCCAAUUGUACUUAUAUGCGUUUCUUUGCUGUUUAUCAACUUGUUCUGUUUUGGCAGGUUACCGAGUUGAAUACAUUCUUCUUGAAACAUAUAUUUGAAAUUCCACCUGGUCAUCCUCUAAGUGUUGGAAGAAUUGCCUUAAUUGGUCUAAUAGUGGCUCCUACACUAAGAGCAAUAACAUUGACAGAAGCUAUAAUCUGUGCUAAAUUUGGCUUAGAACUUGUUGCCAGAACACAGGUGGAAAAUAUAUUACUUUGGUUACUUAUUCAGCUUGUGAUGACAUUCAUUUGUCUGUAUAUAUGUGUCCUUUUUGCAAAAAGAAAUCAGUCUAAGAUAGUUGACACAACUAAAUGUACCCAGACAACAACUGUGCAUGAGGAUGGAGUUGUGAAACCAAAUAAUCAGCAUCAUACAAAGGUUACAAAGCGAAAGAACAAAGGCAUGAAUGGACCAUUAAAAAAUUAGCUUUUUCACUUUAGCAAAUUUUAAACUUUAUCCAUUGUUGUUGUUCCACUGUUAAUUUUCAUAAUCAGCGUAAAAAGCAUUUGCAGGAUUUGAAAGAAAAGUGUUAAAGCCAUGCACUUAGUUAUUUUUGCACCAGUGUGUGUAUAGAAUUUCAGUAAAAUUUUUCAAAGCAAAAUAUAAAUCUUUGCUGUAAGUAAAGAUGGGAAAAGAUAUGAGCACAAGUUUUGGUUUAUUAAUUAUGAUGAAUUCUGCUUUAUUAUGGGGGAAUUUUUUGUGCCAGUUUUAUUUUAUUUAUUUUUUUGUAAACUUAAUGUUAAACAGUAAAAUGUGAAUUAAGAUUUCUAACAAUUUUAUCAUCUGUAUGCAAUACUUAGAUUUUACUAGUUCUGCUGAUGCAAAAUUCCAUUGAUGUAAUAUUAUGAACUUUACUGAGGUAUUAUUUAUUACGGUUUUCUUUCUUUCUUUCUCUUUUUUUUUUUUUUUUUUGUUUUAAUUUUUAAGUGUAAAUUUAUUGAGACCUGUCAUAAUUUUAUAAAUUAUAUUAUGGCACUGCACAAAGCAUAUAAACACACAUGAUUAAUAGUAAUAAAGCAAAUAAAAGCAGUAUAAUAUUUUUUUAUAAAGUAUAGAAAAUUUCACAUUUUCACCUUUCUUCUCAUUCUCUGAUUAAGGUGUUUGGAGUAGUGCCAGUAUUUUUGUUUCAUAAUUUUCCUUUUUUUAGAUUGCAAUUGUAUGCAAUAUAUUUAAAAAAAUUUUUCCAAAACAUUAAAAUUGUUUAGAUUUAUCAUUAAAAGUUUUGGAAAAUAUUUGUCAUUUUUGUAAUUACGUAAAUAUAGUUAAUGCUUGAGAUUCUUAUAUAAAAAUACCUCUUUUUUCUGUGUAGGAAAUAAUGCCAUGCGUUUUUAACAUUUAUUGUUAUGUAAAACUUUAAAUGUGGAAAGAGAUCUUAUUAACAUUCAGUAGUUAUGAAAUAUUGAAAUAAUCUAAAUUUCCUGCCUUUUUUAGAAAUUAGUUACACAUUCAAAAAUAUGAAUUUGAUUCAUGUAUUUAAGCUGAAUUAAAAACAAAGCUGGAAUUUUUUUUUUUUUUUUUUUUUUUUUUUUUUUUUAACAUUGGCAAGGUGAUGGUAUUUCUUAAAGUACAAUUUUUUCAACGGUUUAGUGAAAUUCUUAUAAAUUAUCACUUAUACUUAUUUACGAAGUUUCUACUUCAUUAUAUUUCUUUACAGAAUUGAACUAACAACUAGCUUGAGGAUGAGCUUUGCCCUUAACAAUAAUAAAAUUGUAUGAAAUAAGUUUAAGAUGAAAAAAUAUUUAAUUUCUUUUUAUAUUUUAUUGAUGAUAAUUUAAAGAACAAAUUAAGCAAAGCUUUCAUUAUAAGGGCCUUGAGUUCAUGUGCUUUUGUGCUUUUAUUUAAAUGUUUUUGAAUGCAAUUAUUUAACCCUUUGGGUUCUUUUUUUUCUUUUUUGUUGUUGUGCAUAGAACAGUACAUUUUAUGCAAGAAUUAAUUUAUUUCCUAUUAUUCAUUAUAUAUACUUCUACAUAAUGUUUAAAUAACUUGAGGCAGCUGGUAUUAUAAAGUACUUUUAAACAAAUAAAUUCUGGUUGUAAUAAAUAGCAAAUUAUCACACAGGUUGGUAAAUGCAGUGGUACUUUGCAUUCUUUGCACUACCAGGUAGUAUUCUUCCUAAUUUCGUUUUGACAUAUUAGAAUGUUAUGUGCGUCUUUGUCCAAACAAAUACAACAUCAUGUGCAUCGUUGUCCAAACAAAUGCAUGACGUACUGAUACGUCAAAUGUAGCCAAAGGGUUAAAGAGACCUAUUAUUUAUUUCAUCUUAUUAUUUUGACUAUUUAGAACUACAAAUAUUGAGUUUUUGAAUAUUUUUAAUCACAUUACUAAGUAAUUUAUGGUUUAGUAACUAUAUGAUGUAAAUCAAUUUAUGUAAAAGUUAUUAUUAUUAUAUGUGGUUCCCCCCUUUUAAAAUUAUGUGCAUGAAAUAAAUUUUAUGAUGAAAAAUGAAAUAAAAUUUGAAACAAGCAAAAUAUGUAUUAUGAUAAAAAAAAUUAAAACAGUGGAAUAACUUUUGUGAUAAAAUAGUUAAUGUAAAGCUAAAGCAGAAUAAAGGAUAGUAAUAUAUGUGAUUAUAAAAGAAAAAUUGGAAUGUAAUUUAUUUUUCUACAGCUGUUAUUUUACUGUUAUGUCUACUUAGUAUUGCAUUUGCUUUUGUUUAUUAUUUUAUUCACUUCUAUACUUAUAUAAAUGAGAUUUAAAAUAAAGUAACAAGGUCAUUCAUAGUUAUGAACAUAUCUGGUUAUUAGGAGUGGGAAAAGGGUCACAAAUUAGCAUUUAUAUGAAAAAAUAAUUUUGAUCGGGAGUUUCUUUUGAAAUAAUGCCUUAUAACCAGCUGUCUUGUAAUAUGAAAAAUCUCAUUGUAGAUCAUUUUCUUUUCAGUAUUGUUUCAGAAUUUCUCUAAAAUCUUGCACAUUGUUUUGAUGUUCUAUUUUUGAUGGCAUAAUUAUUAUUAUCAUUAAUCAUUAGAGGUAUAAAUGUUACUGUUGCAUCCUGUGAAAUAACCACCUUUCCCAUAAUAGGUUUAUUAAAUUUCCAUGUAUUAGGUUAAGUGUAUUUACCAAAUGUAUAACUAACUUGCUAAAUUAGAUUGUGUAAGAAUUGUGCCUUUCCAUAAUAUAAUUUGUACCUCCUGUUGGUAUUCCAUAUUCAACUUUCUUCAAUACCGUGUCUAUGAAUUUUAAAGUAUUUAUGUGUAAUAUGUUUUGUAAGUAGACUUGUUACAAGUGAGCAUAUUUCUAUGAAUCGGUAAGCAAUAAUUUUUGUAAUUCCUUGUAUGUGGUACUAGUCAUUUUAAUUUACUUUCAUCUGUGUGAGUUGUUCAAUAAAUAAGGGUUAGACCACUUUUUCUGUGGAUGUUUCUCCCUGUUUAGUGACUAGUCUUCUAACAAACAAAGCAUGUAUUAUACUUGUAAACAGUAUAUUGCCAAAUAUAUUGUUUCCAAGUAAGUGCCCUUUUACUUUCAUGUACGAAGUCCUAGUCAUUUGUGAAGUACUGAUUAUAUUGCAGCAGUUCAGUAUAAUAUGCAUGUUAUUUUAUAAGAAGAAGGAAUACUUAGGAACAUGUUGAUAAAUAUUUAUUGUUGCAUCACUGACAUAUUUUAAUAUAUUUUUUGCAAGCUAUAAUGUGAUUUUUUUUUAUUAGAUUCAAAGAAUAAGGAAUCCUGUUUUAAACAAGAUUUCCUUAUCAUUGUUUUAAAGCAUAUAAAUAUGUUAAUAUUUUACUGUUUUGCUCUUAUGAUUUUAGUCACUUAAAAUAAGCAUUAAUUUUAAAAAAUGAAGCUCUGAGUUAAAAAAAAGUUAUAAUUAUUAUAAUUGCAAAAAAUAUAGGAACUGCAUAUUGAAGUUUUUGAAUUAUAUAAUUAUAUUAUUUUGGUUCACAAAUUUCUCAUCUAGUAGUGUUAUUUAGCAUAAAAUUUGAAUUGAUUAUUUUUAAAUUUCGAUUCAAGCAUCUGGCAAACAGUUUGAAGCAUAUUUUUAAAUACAUAGUACUGAAACAUCUUCCAUUGGAGAACUGGAUUUUCUAGAGGCAUUUCACAUUCAAAAAAAUGUUUCUGUCCUAGUUAACGAUCCUAAUUCCAAUCCAAAUU
Molecule: messenger RNA, 4949 nt
Organism: Stegodyphus dumicola
Lineage: Eukaryota; Metazoa; Arthropoda; Arachnida; Araneae; Eresidae
Gene: Pss
Product: phosphatidylserine synthase 1 homolog l(3)77CDf
Biological process (GO): phosphatidylserine biosynthetic process
Molecular function (GO): L-serine-phosphatidylethanolamine phosphatidyltransferase activity
Source: RefSeq, a predicted model, not a curated record